Messenger RNA from Lathyrus sativus (Indian pea), 507 nucleotides. The record is from the annotation of a GenBank genome assembly. Lineage: Eukaryota; Viridiplantae; Streptophyta; Magnoliopsida; Fabales; Fabaceae.
AUGGGUGAAUUCACAAUUCAGAUUAGCAACGACCUUGUUAAUAAGCUUGUUGAUGAUCCAGUGAUAAAGAAGAAAACUAGAAGGGUCAAACGUAAGGUGGCAAAAGAAACUGAAAAGCCCCAAUACAAUGUAGCUGAAAAAACCGAGAUUGCACCUGCUCCAGCAUGGCCAGUGCAGGCCCCUUUGUAUGUACCUGCAACAUUGCCAGUACACCCUUCCCAGUCAGAGUUGGAAGGCAUUCGGUCCGUGCUUCAUGAAAGUGAGAAGGUUUUGGAAAGAUUGCAGAAGCAGGAGGAGCAAAUGUUGCAGGAAGUAACCGAAAAGGCUAAGGAUCUCCAUGAGAAAGAGUAUAAGCUUCCAAACCCAAAGCCUGAACGUUGCAUGGCUGAGAGACUUGCUUCGUUAACAUGUUACAAGGAACAUAUCAAAGACCCUUUGAAGUGUGCUGGUUUUGUUAACAAUUUUGCUGAUUGCUUACGAAGGCUUGGCCCUUUAGAUCGCAAGUAA